Messenger RNA from Megalopta genalis, 1682 nucleotides. The record is from RefSeq and is a predicted model, not a curated record. NCBI's taxonomy places the organism in Eukaryota, Metazoa, Arthropoda, Insecta, Hymenoptera, Halictidae.
UAAUAAUAAUAAUAAUAAUAAUAAUAAUAAUAAUAAUGUCUUUCCUAAGAUUGGGAAACGUUGUUGUUUUGAAAUGAAUUUUGCAUCGAAUCUAUACAUUGAAAUUACGAGUUAAGACUUCUUAGUUGAAAUAAGGGAAAGUAAAUGGAAACGCAGAUAAGGCAUGUGUACCGCAUCAAUUUAUUAUUGUUAACGAAAAAUAAAGCAUUCUGUGAUGAUGAUUUCACGUGCUCGUUCGAGUGAUUUUCACGCAACGAUGUACAACUGUAAAAUAAGAAACCUUAUUUGCAGAAACCCAUCAUUUACUUUGCAUCCUGUAUAGAGAGAUAUAUAUAUAUAUAAAACGUUUUCUUUUAUUCGAAAAUAUAUGUGACCUGCAGGGCCUGCAUGCCCGGGCUACGGUUUGGGCAGUUAAAGGGUUGUUAGUAGAUGGUAAGAGGUCAUACAUUGUACCAUGUGGCAUCUUAACGACGGAGGUGCGUAAACAUUUCGGCGCAUUUAUUUAUUCGCAUUAAAAAUCGUUUCGCUUAAGAUGGAAUUGCUUUGGUUAGCUGAAAAUUAUUUUGAUAUCGGCUAUCAGCAAAACGUAAACAUAGAAGAACCUCCUCGAAAGUGGUUCGAGGAUAAUCGAAUCUAACGGGAACACAAGAAAAAUAUGAUCUUUUUACGCAUCCCCGUGAAUAUACUUUAAACAUUCUAAUUGCAUCUUAUUCAAUUACAUCGCAAGUAAGUAAACAGAGAAACGUCGUUAAUAAUGAUGACUUUUAUGUCAUGAACUCAUAAUCAUAGCAGCGAGGAGACUGUUUUCGACGAAUCUAGCGACAGCUUGAUCGACACAGUGCUUCAAACUCCCAGAUACGAACAGUGGAUGAUUUAUGGCAGUUCGAACGACGAAUUUUGUUUCGAGCAAAGCUCGGAUAUCGCGGAAGGCACUAGUUCCGACAUGGAAGUUAGAUCGGAUAGCGGACCGAAAAGACAAAGACACGGAAAUCGGCUGCUUCGUCUUUACGAGAAGGAGGAGAGAACGGAGGAAGAGGUCGAGUGCGACAGUAUAUCAAACAGGUACGCAUCUUGUAAUUAUCGGACUAAGAAUAAACAAAAAUCUCAAGAAGCGCUCGUCGACGUGAGAAUGAUCGACUUUGCUCAUACAACUUUUGUUCACGGCUCGGCGACCGUGGCUUGCAAUUCGAAUUCAACAGUGCAUCAAGGUCCGGACUGCAAUUUCUUAACCGGUCUCGAUAGUUUAAAACGUCUCCUUCUUGAAAUUUUGACCGAGGGCUGAAGAGAAAAGUCAGAGGCGCACGCCCCCACCCCCUCUAUGUACACGUAUUUAAAUGACGGGACACGUUGAAUAUUUUCUUGAUAAUAGAGCAACAGACAAAAGUAAAAAACAAACCGCCACCAAUCGUAUCGACAAGUGGGUCAAGUGUUUCGUUCGUGCGAAGGACACUAACAACGAAAUUCUGAUCCCGAAAUGCAAUUGGUUCUCGUGAAACCGAUCUGUAUAUAUUUUCACUGUAGAAUUUUAUGUUGCGACCGUAUUAUAAGUAUGCGAGAGAUGUAUAUGUAUAGAAAACCGUAUUAUCAUGACGUGUACAUUUCGUGCAUGAAUCGUGUCUUCAAGAGUAUUGUAUGAGAUUCCUAAUACAAAAAAGGAAAAUAUAGAACGAAUCUUAAAUAAA